AGUAAAGUAUCGUCCCGUACUAUGUACGAGUUACUCGGACCAAGAUUGCUGCUCCCAAUUCCAAAUCCCAAUGAUGCGAUGCGAUGGAUAUUUCGGACUCUCAGUUCUGUUUCGCCCCAAACUGACACAAYCCGUAAACCAYACGAGUACGAGUACGAAUACGAGUAAGAGUACCAAUCAAAAGKCAAAAGCGGAACCAAASCGAGCGAAAGAGAAACCAAUCCCCAAACCAAUCCCAGAGCCGGAAACAAACGGAAACCACACCGGAGGAGGAACAACCCCGUCGGAAAGAAGGGAAGAAAGCAAAACAAAGCAGAUCAGAUCAGAACAAUCAGAACAAACACCGCAUUUUUUCCCUCCGGCCGACGGGAUUGCAUCAAAGCGGAAGAUCAUCGUCUUGCUCGGGGCCUCCGAACGAACCAAGAACGCCAUGGUCACCGAGGAAACAGCGGGAUGCUCCUUGGAAACCGCAGUGGGCGAGAGCGACGAUGUGGGUGAGGGCGCUGGCGCUCUCGUUUCUGUUUCUGUUUCUGUUUCUGUUUCUGCUGCUGCCGCCGCUGCCCCGGCCGGGGACGAAGCCGCUGUUGCAGCUACAGCUACGGCUACAGCUGCAGCGGCAGCAGGACCCGAAGAUGGAACUUCCUCCGUUUCCGUUUCCGCUUCCGCACCGCUGCGUCCCGAUCCGGGCACCGAUUGGUCCCAGAGCACCAAAAUUCCGAGGAAGAAGCGACGCCUGGAAGCCAUGAAAGACAACCACAGGCGCUAUUUCCACGGUGGGGACAACGAAAACGACGGCGACGGCGAAUGCAGCGAGAACAACGGCGACGACAAUGACGACGACGACAACAACGACGUCUCGCUCGCUCGAUUGAAGCGCGAGGUCCUCGGCCGGGACCUGAGGGUGGACGACGACCAUUGCGAUGGAGGAGACGGGGAGGACCWCGAGCUGCGGCAGAUACGAUCGCUGAUGCAGGCCUGCGCGUCUCCCGCCGCCCUCGAAACCAAAGUUGGGGAAMGCGGAUCCGAGCGCAACCAACGGGGGGAACCACCGGGCAUUACCUCUGCUGGCAACGACAACGGAAACGACGGGAAUGGCCAGCGAGAGAACGCACCAAACCCCAAUUCAUCGGCAUCGGCAUCGGCAUCGGCAUCGACGAAUUCUUCUCUGUUUUACCGCCCGCCGGAGCAGCUCCGCCGGGAGCUCCUGUGCGCGGUCUGCCACGAGGUGGUCUACCCGCCGAUCGCGCUGCCCUGCGGGCAUUCCUUCUGCGGGCCCUGCAUCGAGUGGUGGUUCGACCGGGAUCCGGAGAAGCGCUGCCCCACCUGCCGCAAGAGGCUGCCGAGRACCGUUGCCCCCCUCCCGAACCUCGCCCUCAAGGCCUGCGUGGUGGCCCUCUUUGGGARGGAGGUCGUCGAGCGGAUCCGACAAAGGUCGMRGCAGCAGAGGGAGGCCGCCAGGGGGGAGAGGGGCGGGGCCCACGMRGCCGGAUACCAGGUCCUGAGCGACCUUUCGGACGAGACCUGGCACUACCUCCGGAUCGGCCGCGCCGGAAGCAAUGGCCACUACAGCGGCAGGAACAACCCCACCGUCCAGGUCCGACGGAGCAUCGUGCUGGACGCGGAGGACCAGCGCAUGCAGCUGGCCCUCGCGGUCUACGGGAGGCCCGCUCUGGAAGAAGCCGGCCUUGGUCUGGAGGUCUGCCUUUUGUCSAUGGAGGAGGACGAGGCAACGGACCAGGGAUUCCCCACCUGCGUCCUCUCCCCGGAGGACGAGCUCUUUGUGUGCGRSAGGGGGGGCCGCUUCGGCCACACCUCCCUCGGGGUCCGGGCCAGGGACGAGGCCGGGGGGCUCUCCCCGCUGGCCUUGCUGGUGGCGGACCCGGGCACCGGCCGCUUCGGGUACGCCCCACGGCCAAGGGUCGGAACCGAAGAACCCCCCCGGGGCCUUUUGUUCGAGCACCCGGAAACCGGGACGAGGCUGGAGCUCGACCUGGCCCAGCUCCAGAACCGUGCGGGCGGGAGCACGCUGCUGGCCCCCGGGCGGGGGCCGGCAGAAGGGUUCCCGGACCGUGGCAGCAGAAACCCRACCAUGGGAGCCUACGACGAGAGCGAGGACGAUCACGACGAACGGAUGGACCGCUUCGAGGAGGACGGCUUUUUGGUGGGGGACGGCGAAGAGGAAGAACAGGACGAGGACGAAGAGGACGAGGACGACGUCUGCUGCGUCUGCGACGACGGCGGGGAGCUCAUGUACUGCGACGGCGGGGACGCCCACCCCGGGUGCGGCAAGAGCUUCCACGCUUCCUGCGUCGGCCGCUCGGUCGUUCCCGAGGGRGACUGGAUCUGCUCUUGCUGUGCGGACCGGGCCGGCCUCGGGGACGGGGGGACCGCCGGGCACGAGUUCCCGGUGGUGGAGGAAAGCGAAAAGGAGGGAACACUUCCCGCCCGCUCUUCCACCGGGUGUUCCGACGCGAGCGACAUCGAGGGUGCCUUUAGUGGCGACGAGGAGGGGGGAGGGGCCCACGCGGACCGCGCCGGAGGAGAAGGACUCUCCCAUGGGAGGACCGGCGGSCCCCCCGGCAGCGAAUGGGAGAAAACGAAGGAAGAAGAACCAAACGGCGGCAAAGGCGGAGGGACCGGCACGGACAGCCCUACCGGGCGAGAGGAAGGCGGCUCGGAGCCGGRGGAGCAGAGCGGGGAAGAGAUCGACGGCGAAAACACGCCGCUCGCGAAACGGUCCGGGAACGGAACCAGCGGMGGGAAUGCCAAGCGGCGAUUCAUUCUGGACGACAGCGACAGCGACAGCGACUGACCACAGCUACUGACCACAGCGACUGACCACAGCACACGACGCAGCGAAGCGCAGCGCAGCGCAAUUUGAUUGGAUUGUAUGCUGUUCCAUCCGAUGCAACAUCGCGGUAUGCACGGUAAAGUAUGUGCCUUCUACAGUAUGCAGCCCAGACGAUAUUUCCCAUAGGUUCCAAGAGUCAUUUUGGAACGGACUUGUAUAGCAUAGCAUAGCAUA
This is a messenger RNA of Pseudo-nitzschia multistriata, 3025 nucleotides long. NCBI's taxonomy places the organism in Eukaryota, Bacillariophyta, Bacillariophyceae, Bacillariales, Bacillariaceae. The record is from the annotation of a GenBank genome assembly.